Loxodonta africana (African savanna elephant) is the source of this 3442-nucleotide messenger RNA. It is a transcript of the gene KLF4, whose product is annotated as KLF transcription factor 4. Gene Ontology annotation, molecular function: RNA polymerase II cis-regulatory region sequence-specific DNA binding; DNA-binding transcription factor activity, RNA polymerase II-specific. Gene Ontology annotation, biological process: regulation of transcription by RNA polymerase II. Lineage: Eukaryota; Metazoa; Chordata; Mammalia; Proboscidea; Elephantidae. Bases 110 to 1666 code for a protein of 518 amino acids. The transcript has 4 exons. The record is from RefSeq and is a predicted model, not a curated record.
GGGUUUUUGAUUUUGGCUUCGUUUUUAAGUCUUUUUCUCUUCGUUGACUUUGGGGUUCGGGUACCCCCUCUGCUUCGGGCUCCCGAGGACCUUCUGGGCCCCCACAUUAAUGAGGCAGCCACCUGGCGAAUCUGACAUGGCUGUCAGCGACGCGCUACUCCCGUCCUUCUCCACGUUCGCGUCCGGCCCAGCGGGAAGGGAGAAGACACUGCGUCCGGCAGGUGCCCCGAAUAACCGCUGGCAGGAGGAGCUCUCUCACAUGAAGCGACUUCCCCCGGUGCUUCCCGGCCGCCCGUACGACCUGGCGGCGGCGACUGUGGCCGCAGACCUGGAGAGCGGCGGAGCCGGCGCAGUUUGCGGUGGCAGCAACCCAGCGCUCCUACACCGGAGGGAAACGGAGGAGUUCAACGAUCUCUUGGACCUGGACUUUAUUCUCUCCAACUCCCUGUCCCAUCAGGAGUCAGUGGCCGCCACAGUAUCCUCGUCGGCUUCAGCCUCAUCCUCGUCCUCCCCGUCAAGCAGCGGCCCAGCCAGUGCACCCUCCACCUGCAGCUUCAGCUAUCCGCUCCGGGCCGGGGGAGAUCCGGGCGUGGCGCCAGGCGGCUCAGCCGGCGGCCUACUCUAUGGCCGGGAGUCUGCACCCCCUCCCACGGCGCCCUUCAACCUGGCGGACAUCAACGACGUGAGCCCCUCGGGCGGCUUCGUGGCUGAGCUCCUAAGGCCCGAAUUGGACCCAGUGUACAUUCCGCCGCAACAGCCGCCUCCGCCAGGGGGCGGGCUGCUCGGCAAGUUUGUGUUGAAGUCGUCGCUGAACGCCCCCGGCAGCGAGUAUGGCAGCCCGUCGGUUAUCAGUGUUAGCAAAGGCAGCCCCGACGGGAGCCACCCGGUGGUAGUGGCGCCCUACAGCGGCGGACUGCCGCGCAUGUGCCCCAAGAUCAAGCAGGAGGCGGUCUCCUCGUGCACCGUCGGCCGGCCCCUGGAGGCACACCUGGGCGGCGGACCCCCACUCAGUAACGGCCACCGGCCUCCCACACACGACUUCCCUUUGGGGCGGCAGCUCCCCAGCAGGACUACCCCGACCCUGGGUGCCGAGGAACUGCUGAGCAGCAGGGACUGUCACCCCGCCCUGCCGCUCCCCCCUGGCUUUCAUCCCCACCCCGGGCCCAACUACCCACCCUUCCUGCCAGACCAGCUGCAGACGCAGGUCCCACCGCUCCAUUACCAAGGUCAGUCCCGGGGACUCGUGGCUCGGGCUGGGGAGCCCAGCGUGCGCCGACCUUCUGGGGCGCACGGGGUGAUGCUGACCCCACCCUCUUCACCCCUAGAGCUCAUGCCACCGGGUUCCUGCAUGCCAGAGGAGCCCAAGCCAAAGAGGGGAAGAAGGUCGUGGCCCCGGAAAAGAACGGCCACCCACACUUGUGAUUAUGCUGGCUGCGGCAAAACCUAUACCAAGAGUUCUCAUCUCAAGGCACACCUGCGAACCCACACAGGUGAGAAACCUUACCACUGUGACUGGGAUGGCUGUGGGUGGAAAUUUGCCCGCUCAGAUGAACUGACGCGACACUACCGCAAACACACCGGGCACCGCCCCUUCCAGUGCCAGAAGUGUGACCGGGCAUUCUCCAGGUCGGACCACCUCGCCUUACACAUGAAGAGGCACUUUUAAAUCCCAAACAGUGGAUAUGACCCACACUGCCAGAAGAGAAUUCAGUAUUUUUACCUUUCACACUGUCUACCCGGUGAGGGGAGGAACCCGGCUGGAAAGCACUACAAUCAUGGUCAAGUUCCCAAAAGAGUCAACUUGUGAAUGGAUGAUCAGGAGACAUGAGGAAACCAAAAGACAAAAAAAAUUAAAGAACAGAUGGGGUCUGUGACUGGAUCUUCUAUCAUUCCAAACUAAAUCCAACUUGAAUAUUCCUGGACUUACAAAACACCAGCGGGGUGGGGGGUGACUGGAAGUUGUGGAUAUCAGGGUAUAAGUUAGAUCCGUGUGUUGGGGGGAGGGAAGAGCACAUUCCCUUGAAUUGUGUUUGAUGCAAUAUAAGUAUAAAGAUCACCUUGUAUUCUUUUUGCCUUCUAAAAGCCAUUAUUAUGAUAUUAGAAGAAAAGGAAGAAAUUCAGGUACAGAAGAUGUGUUUUAAUAGCCUAAAUGAUGGUGCUUAGUGAGUCUUGGUUCUAAAGGUACCAAACGAGGAAGCCAAAGUUCUCAAACUGCUGCAUACUUUGACAAGGAAAAUCUAUUUUUGUCUUCCGAUCUACAUUUAUGACCUAAGUCAGGUAAAUACACCUGGUUUACUUCUUUAACAUUUUUUUUAUGCAGACAGUCUGUUAUGCACUGUGGUUUCAGAUGUGCAAUAAUUUGUACAAUGGUUUAUUCCCAAGUAUGCCUUAAGCAGAACAAAUGUGUUUUUCUAUAUAGUUUCCUGCCUUAAUAAAUAUGUAAUAUAAACUUAAGCGAACUUCUAUUUUGUAUAUUUGUAAACUACAAAGUUAAAAUGAACAUUUUGUGGAGUUUGUAUUUUGCAUACUCAAGGUGAGAAUUAAGUUUUAAAUAAACCUAUAAUAUUUUAUCUGAACAAUGAUUUUGUUGUUUUGUUUUCCCUGAAAAAGCAUGUAACAAACUUCAUUUUUAAACACUGGGGGAAGGGAUGUGAAAAGCUUACUUUCUGUCAACAGAGCUUAAAAGACUUUGGAAGGGAAGUGUAAAAUAGAGUGCUAAAAAGUCUUUCUAGAAAUUACAGAAUUAUCUGAAACUUAACCUGGUUCAUGUCUGUUCUUCCCAGACAAAUACUUGUUAAUUGGUAUUUUAAAGGUACAUCAAAAAGUUUCCUUACCUGAAUGAUCUUCCGGGUCAAAACAGCUUAAUCAUUCUUUAAUUUGCCCAGUUUAGUAUGAAAAUAUUCAUAAAAUAAACAUACACAUUCCCGUUUUACAUGUUAAAACUUCUUUAUAGCUUGUCCUUAAUUAAAAUUAAAUGAAAAUAUAAAAAUCAUGUCUCUGCAGAGGCCUGGUUUUGCACUUACAAAACAAUUUGAGUAAAGAACCUUCCCAUGGCAGACAUCUGUAAGAGUGUAGUUCCACAGUGCCCUCCUGAGGACUGGAAGAUUCAUUGUGCUGUGCGUGUUAUUGAUAUCCUUACUUCUACUAAAGGUAGCCCUAAGAUGUCAGAACCAAAUUUCAUCAGUCUGUCUGGUGGAAGAAGGCAAACAGACAAUUUAAACAUUCAAAAUUCGCAAAACUAAGUGCAAAGUAGAUUUAAGUGAUUAUUUUUUUAAUAAGUUUGUAGCAUAUUUGUACUUGAGCUUAUUAAAGCUUAAAAUAGCCCUGAGACUUUUGGGACACUGUAUUACAGUUACGUGUUUUAAGGUGGAUACCCAAGAGUUCGAAGUUCAUUGUAGCUGUCACAAAAUGGAGAAAGCAUUUGUGACAUUUGUUGACACCA